AUGAACGAAGGCCCCAUUGCUACAGAGAAAGAAAUAGCAUUUCCAAUGGUAUUGCCAUUGAAAAGUCUUCCAGAAAUUGAGGCACUGGAAGCUUUUGUCAAAACAGAAGAAGGAAAACAAAGUUUUACUAACUUUGUAAAAUCGAUUGGUGGAAAAGACACCAAAGAUUUCAUCACAAGAGUGUUGAAACAAGUUUUCACCAAUGCCCUAUCGGAAUUAUGUUCUUGGACAGGACGAAAAAAUAACUUUGAACUGGGCCAUUUACAAAUCAUGAGAAUCAUAUUUGGAGUUAUCAGAAUUAAUGAGGGCUGCAAUGCUAAAGAGUUUGAGCAACAUGUAGCUGAAUGGUUUCGGCACGGAAAACAGCGGCAGCUUAGGGAGGUUCUGAAGUUGAAUAAAAGAACUUUGUUGGAAUAA
Messenger RNA from Phaedon cochleariae (mustard beetle), 417 nucleotides. NCBI's taxonomy places the organism in Eukaryota, Metazoa, Arthropoda, Insecta, Coleoptera, Chrysomelidae. The record is from the annotation of a GenBank genome assembly.